Brassica oleracea var. oleracea is the source of this 2292-nucleotide messenger RNA. RefSeq names its product auxin efflux carrier component 2. Lineage: Eukaryota; Viridiplantae; Streptophyta; Magnoliopsida; Brassicales; Brassicaceae. Gene Ontology annotation, biological process: auxin export across the plasma membrane; auxin polar transport. Gene Ontology annotation, cellular component: plasma membrane; endoplasmic reticulum. The transcript has 9 exons. The record is from RefSeq and is a predicted model, not a curated record. The coding region runs from base 35 to 1993 and encodes 652 amino acids. Gene Ontology annotation, molecular function: auxin efflux transmembrane transporter activity.
UCUCUUCUCUCGUCUCCCAGGGAAAUAAAUCAAAAUGAUCACCGGCAAAGACAUGUAUGACGUACUAGCGGCAAUGGUGCCGCUAUACGUAGCUAUGAUGCUUGCCUACGGUUCGGUACGGUGGUGGGGAAUAUUCACACCGGACCAAUGUUCCGGUAUAAACCGGUUCGUUGCGGUUUUUGCGGUUCCUCUUCUGUCUUUCCAUUUCAUUUCCUCCAAUGAUCCUUAUGCCAUGGAUUACCAAUUCCUCGCCGCCGAUUCACUUCAGAAAGUCGUCAUCCUCUCCGCACUCUUUCUUUGGCAGGCGUUUAGUCGGAGAGGAAGUCUAGAAUGGAUGAUAACGCUAUUUUCCCUAUCGACACUGCCCAACACGUUGGUAAUGGGAAUUCCAUUGCUCCGGGCGAUGUACGGAGACUUUUCAGGCAACUUAAUGGUGCAAAUCGUGGUGCUUCAAAGUAUUAUAUGGUAUACACUAAUGCUCUUCUUGUUCGAGUUCCGUGGUGCUAAGCUUCUCAUCUCCGAGCAGUUCCCGGAAACCGCCGGUUCCAUCACUUCUUUCCGAGUUGAUUCUGACGUUCUAUCUCUCAAUGGCCGUGAACCCCUCGAGACCGAUGCGGAGAUAGGUGACGACGGAAAGCUCCACGUGGUGGUCCGAAGAUCAAGCGCUGCCUCAUCGAUGAUCUCAUCGUUCAACAAAUCCCACGGCGGAGGAUUUAACUCCUCCAUGAUCACGCCACGUGCCUCAAAUCUCACUGGCGUCGAAAUAUACUCUGUCCAGUCGUCUAGAGAGCCAACGCCGAGAGCUUCGAGCUUUAACCAGACAGACUUUUACGCUAUGUUUAACGCAAGCAAAGCUCCGAGCCCUCGUCACGGCUACACCAAUAGCUAUGGAGGCCCCGGAUCAGGCCCCGGAGGAGAUGUUUACUCUCUUCAGUCGUCUAAAGGAGUGACGCCGAGAACGUCAAAUUUUGACGAGGAAGCUUUGAAGAACGCGAAGAAAGGAGGUAGAGGAGCGAAAAGUAUGAGUGGUGAAUUAUACAACAAUAACAGUGUUCCGUCGUACCCACCACCGAACCCGAUGUUCAAGGGGUCAACGAGCGGAGCAAGUGGAGUCAAGAAAAAGGAAAGUGUAAGUGGUGGAGGAGGCAGCGGCGGAGGAGGAGAGCAGAACAAGGAGAUGAACAUGUUUGUGUGGAGUUCGAGUGCUUCUCCAGUGUCGGAAGCCCACGCGAGGAACGCUAUUACCAGAGGUGCCUCCACCGAUUCAUCCACCGACCCUAAAGCUUAUCUUCCACCUCACGAAAACCUCGCUUCCAAAGCGAUGCACAAUCUGAUAGAGAACAUGACACCCGGAAGAAAAGCACAUGUGGAGAUGGACCAAGAGGGUAAUAACGAAGGGAAGUCAGGGGUAAAUUCGUCACCUUACAACGGAAAGAAGGGCAGUGACGUGGAAGACGGUGGUCCCGGCGGUCCGAGGAAACCACAGAUGCCGCCGGCCAGCGUGAUGACGAGACUAAUAUUGAUAAUGGUUUGGAGAAAACUUAUUCGAAACCCUAACACUUACUCUAGUCUCUUUGGCCUUGCCUGGUCCCUUAUCUCCUUCAAGUGGAAUAUAAAGAUGCCAACAAUAAUGAGUGGAUCGAUUUCGAUAUUAUCUGAUGCAGGUCUUGGCAUGGCUAUGUUUAGUCUUGGUCUCUUUAUGGCAUUGCAACCGAAGAUAAUUGCAUGCGGAAAAUCAGUGGCAGUCUUCGCGAUGGCCGUGAGGUUCUUGACCGGACCAGCUGUAAUCGCAGCCACCUCGAUUGCAAUUGGUCUUCGAGGCAGUCUCCUCCAUGUCGCCAUCGUUCAGGCUGCUCUUCCUCAAGGAAUCGUUCCUUUUGUUUUCGCCAAGGAAUAUAACGUCCAUCCUGAUAUUCUCAGCACUGCGGUUAUAUUCGGAAUGCUGGUUGCUUUGCCUGUAACAGUACUCUACUACGUUCUUUUGGGCAUUUAAGCUAUAAUCAAAACGUAGUGGCAAAUCAAAGGCGAUCGAUACGACCAAAGGUGAAUUUUUAAAACAUAAAGAUUUACUAAGAAAAACCAAGACUAAUUCAUCCAGGUCAGGCUUAGGUGGAUGGACCAUCAUGCAAUGUCGCAUUAAAUUAAUUUAUAACAUUUGGUAGUAGAGAUUUUAGUUAGUUUGGUGUAAUUUAUACGCACAUGCAUGUACGUGACUCUAUGUAACAUUUAUUAAAAUUUUGGGAUGUGCGUACAAUAGUUUUUUUUUAAAUUUGUUUUUGUUUCUUCUGUUUA